ACGGCGCUCUGCCUGUCGGGCUCUUUCUCCUCCACGUGGGGACGCAGGAUGGCGGCGGCAGUGGCGGACGAGGCGGUGGCGCGCGAUGUGCAGCGGUUGCUAGUGCAGUUCCAGGAUGAGGGCGGGCAGCUGCUGGGUUCCCCGUUCGACGUGCCUGUGGACAUCACCCCGGACAGGCUGCAGCUCGUGUGCAACGCGCUACUGGCCCAGGAGGAUCCCCUGCCACUGGCUUUCUUUGUCCACGAUGCUGAGAUCGUCUCCUCACUGGGGAAGACGUUGGAGUCCCAGGCAGUGGAGACAGAGAAGGUCCUAGACAUCAUCUACCAGCCACAGGCUGUCUUCAGAGUCCGGGCCGUGACUCGCUGCACCAGCUCCUUGGAGGGUCACAGUGAGGCAGUCAUUUCUGUGGCCUUCAGCCCCACGGGAAAGUACCUGGCCAGUGGCUCUGGAGACACCACCGUGCGCUUCUGGGAUCUCAGCACAGAGACACCACAUUUCACUUGCAGGGGACACAGACACUGGGUCCUUAGUAUAUCCUGGUCUCCAGAUGGCAAGAAGCUGGCCUCAGGCUGCAAGAAUGGCCAGAUUCUCCUCUGGGACCCAAGCACAGGGAAGCAGGUGGGCAGGACCCUCGCUGGCCACAGCAAGUGGAUCACAGGCCUGAGCUGGGAGCCCCUCCAUGCGAACCCUGAGUGCCGCUAUGUGGCCAGCAGCUCCAAGGAUGGCAGUGUGCGGAUCUGGGACACAACUGCAGGCCGCUGUGAGCGCAUCCUCACCGGGCACACCCAGUCGGUCACCUGUCUCCGGUGGGGAGGGGACGGGCUUCUCUACUCUGCCUCCCAGGACCGCACCAUCAAAGUCUGGAGAGCUCGUGACGGUGUGCUGUGCCGGACUUUGCAAGGCCACGGCCACUGGGUGAACACCAUGGCCCUCAGCACUGACUAUGCCCUGCGCACUGGGGCCUUUGAACCUGCUGAGGCCUCAGUUAAUCCCCAAGACCUCCAAGGAUCCUUGCAGGAGUUGAAGGAGAGGGCUCUGAGCCGAUACAACCUCGUGCGGGGCCAGGGUCCCGAGAGGCUGGUGUCUGGCUCAGACGACUUCACCUUAUUCCUGUGGUCCCCAGCGGAGGACAAAAAGCCUCUCACUCGGAUGACAGGACACCAAGCUCUCAUCAACCAGGUGCUCUUCUCUCCUGACUCCCGCAUCGUGGCUAGUGCCUCCUUCGACAAGUCCAUCAAGCUGUGGGAUGGCAGGAUGGGCAAGUACCUGGCUUCCCUACGUGGCCACGUGGCUGCCGUGUACCAGAUUGCGUGGUCAGCUGACAGUCGGCUCCUGGUCAGCGGCAGCAGUGACAGCACACUGAAGGUGUGGGAUGUGAAGGCCCAGAAGCUGGCCAUGGACCUGCCCGGCCACGCGGAUGAGGUAGGGCCAACCCUCAGGCAAAGGAGGGACUGGGAUUGGAGCCUGGCUGUCUCCCUCUCACCACCCCACCUGCUUUCCUCUGCCUCCCUUUAGGUAUAUGCUGUUGACUGGAGUCCAGAUGGCCAGAGAGUGGCAAGUGGUGGGAAGGACAAAUGCCUCCGGAUGUGAGUGUGGGGGAAGUGGUGGUUGGCAUGUGCAGCCCUCCCACCCCUAAGCCAGUCCCUCUUUGCACACUUUCCCUUAUGGCAUAGAAUUCCGCAGGGCCAUCCAGGUGCUCAGACUGUCUUGAGGAGGUGUGUGGAGCCAGGUUCUCAGUGGGCAAGUGGGAGGGCCACCGGAAUAACAGAGGCCACAGGACACCCUCUUAGAGGGCGCGUCCAGGUCUUUCUGUCACUGGACUUCAGAGACCCAAGACCUGAGUUCAAAUCCUAGUUCUGCCAAUGAGUAAUCACAGAGAACUUGGUUAAUCAGUCUCUUGGGAAUUAUCAAACCUUCACAGACAGGAUCAAAAAUAGGAGAGUCAACACUCUGGAAGCCAAAGUGUUGUGUGCUUAUAAGGGAUUGUGACUGUUUGCUGGUGGGCAUUCUGAGGGCCAGGCCCUAGGUGGAGGUCCUGGUGGCGUCAGGCAGUGAGUGGGCAGCCUGAGUUUGAGUGGCCAGAGCAGGGACGGUCACCCGGCUCUUGGUGACUCUGAGGGUGGACCACAGGCCGUCCGUCAGUUGACACUGGGAUUAUAUGACAGCCUCCCUUUCCUAAGAUGGAAUCCCCAUCCUGACACCCUUCCCUUCUCCACAGAUGGAGGAGUUGAGAACGCCUGCAGUUCUCUCUGACCCCCACCUGGAGUCGGCAUCUGCCAGCUGCCUUCCCUGCCAGAGAACAAAGGCUGAGAUGGCAGUGCACACACGCUCCCCACCAGUGGGGACCUGAGAAUGCGUGUGGCCUGCUGUCCUCAACAGACCCUAGUGGGGUCUUCCCACAGACAGGUCUUUCCUGCCUGUGGCACACCCCAGAGCCAGAAAUUGAAGGUCACAGGAAGUUGUCACUGAACUUGGCCCGUGUCUGCUACUCUGUACCUUGCUGGUACAGACGGGUGGUGGGCGGCCAGGCUCUGUGAGUGGGCCCCUAGUGUCAACUCUGUAUAGGGUCAGACCCCGGGUUCUAUAACCAAACAAAUAACUUAUGUUUUA
Molecule: messenger RNA, 2610 nt
Organism: Symphalangus syndactylus (siamang)
Lineage: Eukaryota; Metazoa; Chordata; Mammalia; Primates; Hylobatidae
Gene: NLE1
Product: notchless homolog 1
Biological process (GO): Notch signaling pathway; ribosomal large subunit assembly
Cellular component (GO): nucleolus
Molecular function (GO): protein binding
Source: RefSeq, a predicted model, not a curated record